CUCCGACUUCGGUUUGUUAUGAGUCGUAUUCUCAUCAGUAGAUAAAUGUCCAUUGUUCCUAGUACUACUAGUCAAUUUUUUGAAUUGUGGAGAUAACUUGUACCAAUUCAAUUCACGUGCGAGAAGAACAAGUCAGGUGGUCAUUAGUAUUCUUGACCGAUUGUUCACAACGUCGGAUUGUGAGCGAAAACAUUCACUUGCAUGCAGUUUUGUUAUGCAAUAUGCAACCCGCUGUAAUCGAUGCGCAAAUCUUUUGUGCAGCAACGGCGUAGAAAAUCUGGGCGUUGGUAUGGACAAAUAACAAUCCCUCGCUGCCAUUAGGAACCGCCAUCAGGUGGAAAGUAUCGCUAUCGGAGGAUAUGAGCGCAGGAAUGUAGGAUAUGUGUGAUCGAUACCAGUCAUGGGUCGACGUGUGAAGCAAAAACAGUUCUUCGACCAGGCAAAGUUCUUCUCCAUCAGUAGCGAUUUAUUGCUACUUUGUUUGUAGAGGCCACUGGUGACCUUGACAUAGUCUACGCCCCAACACGAGAAAUAAUUUAUUGGUGCGAAGAAACGCUUCGAUCAAAUCGCAGCGAAAAUGGGUCUAUUCGACAAGCUUGCCAGUAUGCUGAAGAUUAAGAAGGAGCAAAUUAACAUCCUUGUGGUAGGUCUGAACAACAGUGGCAAGUCAACGAUUGUGAACCACUUUAAGAAUCCGGACGAGCGAAGCUCGCUCAUUGUUCCGACGGUUGGCUUCAGUGUCGAACGUUUCCAGAAUCAAGGAGUCUUCUUCACCGCAUUCGACAUGUCCGGAGCGACACGCUAUCGAAGUCUUUGGGAACACCAUUUCAAAGCGUGCCAAGGUAUUGUGUUUGUGAUUGAUUCGAGCGAUCGGAUGCGAUUAGUGGUAGUCAAGGACGAAUUGGAAAUACUACUCCAACAUCCGGACAUUGCUAAUCGUCGUGUGCCGAUACUUUUCUUCGCCAACAAGAUGGACUGCACCGAUGCUUUGAGUAGUGUGAAAAUUGCCGCCGGACUGGGACUGGAAAAAAUCAAGGAUAAACCGUGGCAUAUCAGCUCGAGCAACGCAAUCACGGGCGAGGGACUGCAAGACGGGGUGCAGUGGAUGGUGCACCAGAUCAGGGAAUGUGUAGCUAGCUCCAAGAACAGCCAUUAGGACUGUAUUGGAUGUGCGUGCGUGUGUGUGUGUGUGUGUAUAUAUACAAAAUGUUGGAGAGAAAAUAAUUAACAUCUCAAACAAAUAAAGCUGUUAUUCAUCGUCAUAAAUAAUACCAUGUUCAUUGAAUUCUAUUCAAUUGAGCUUGUUCACACUAAGCUAGCUCUUGUAUAAUGUACAUGUUAUCUCCGCCAUCCACCUCCACCUGAGAACCAGAAGUUGAGGACUGUGAGUCCUCCUCACUCGUGCAGUCGUCUUCCUCUUUGAUUUGCGAUACCAUUCCGUCAUCCGAAUUACCGUCUAUAAUUUCCGAUAUAGUAUCCCGCGAUUCAUCAUCUCCAUAAACGGAUAUCUCGUCCUUUAUUAGAACCUCUGAAGCGGGCGCUUUAAUGUAUCGGAUGAUUUUC
Molecule: messenger RNA, 1563 nt
Organism: Toxorhynchites rutilus septentrionalis
Lineage: Eukaryota; Metazoa; Arthropoda; Insecta; Diptera; Culicidae
Gene: Arl6
Product: ADP-ribosylation factor-like protein 6
Exons: 3
Coding region: 578-1156 (192 amino acids)
Biological process (GO): intracellular protein transport; cilium assembly; vesicle-mediated transport
Cellular component (GO): cytoplasm; axoneme
Molecular function (GO): GTPase activity; GTP binding
Source: RefSeq, a predicted model, not a curated record